Molecule: messenger RNA, 3562 nt
Organism: Daphnia carinata
Lineage: Eukaryota; Metazoa; Arthropoda; Branchiopoda; Diplostraca; Daphniidae
Product: FYVE, RhoGEF and PH domain-containing protein 3-like
Exons: 13
Biological process (GO): cytoskeleton organization; filopodium assembly
Cellular component (GO): cytoplasm
Molecular function (GO): metal ion binding; guanyl-nucleotide exchange factor activity
Source: RefSeq, a predicted model, not a curated record
AUGCCCUUCUAUUUUCAGCCAGGAACUCACACCCCAAGGACAUCUACCUUCAAGUUGACUGCAGAUUCACAAUCAUUUACGCCACUCGGCAACAUAGAACACAGGUUGUUGAAUUGACACAUGGAAGAUGUAGAUCAACCUGUUCGCCUACUUCGAUUCGUCAAAUACGAUGAAAUCUCAACAUGCCAGACGGCGUCGCCGUGUGUACCGGACAUUUGCGGCGAUGGAGUCAAUUGGAGGAGAGUGAAUUACGGGGGACAGGGCUGCUGGUCUUUAAAGCAAAAACGUUUCGUACGUCGUAGCUGCGCCAUUUUGCGUCAGCCAUCGCUCUUGACCUCUGUGUGUCAACCGGAGAGCCAUGUGAUUGCGCCGAAGACGUCCCGUGACGUCAAAAUGGAGCGCCAACAGCUUCGCCACCACCAUCUCAACUGUCGCAGUUUGGACAGUGGUGAUCCAAUCUCAGUUCGGGAAGAAGAAGAAGAGUCGACGGUCAUUACUCCACCCAAGGAUUUUCAAGAUCAUCUGGCAGACAGCUGCAAAAUAACGUCGAGCAGCAUCAGCGAGAGUCUGUCGGUGGUCGUUUCCGGUGGCGAUACGACAGAGACGAUACUUGAGCCGCCGGCCAUGUUUCGACCGCCAGCAAUUCGACUCAGACCCAAGACGGAACUGUUUUGGACGACGGAGCCACCGGUUUGGCCGCCUCUCCUUCCGGCUGUGAACGAGACGGCCAGCCAGGUUUUCAACGACGAGCUGGAACGACUGAAAUCACACUCGCUUUUUCUCCGCUUCCCGUUAGAAGGCGCCGCACGCGUCCAUUAUCGAUCAUCCAAGAGCGUCGUCAUUCAAUCCACUUCCGUCAAUCAAUACAGGAUCAGGACGGAAGAGACGACCGAGGCCAAUUAUCCAUCCGACGGGCUCUACGAGGCCGUUUCGGAGACGGAAAGCGAAGACGAAGAUGAGGAAACCAGCAAGGAAGAGCCGACAGCCAAUAGACGGACUCACUCGCCUGGAAAUCAUCGAGUGUCGGCUGCUAGACUCUCUUCUUCCUCUGGAUUGUCUUCAUCACAAGCCACGACAACAUCAUCGACAGCCUCGGAUGCAGAUAGUGGAAUCGAUGGCGUCAGCCCGCGUGUUUCGGCCGCCGCUUUCGGUGAAUCGACUCUCAGCCCGUCGCAGAGCAUCUUGUACAUCGAUAGCAUCAGUGCACGCAAUAGUGUCGUGCACGAUACCACAACGGAAGAACAGCAAGCGGAUGAUUCCCACCCUGAAGAAUCUUCCAGACAUCAGUCUGAUGAAGGAUCAUUUAACGACACGAGGGCUAGUAUCCUAGUCGUAGAAGGAGAUCCACGUCGGGAUAGGGCGCAUCGCGUCGCCCUAGAGCUUUUACAAACUGAACGGACUUAUGUUGACGUUUUACACUUGCUUGAUCAGGUGUUCCAGUUCCGGAUUGACCAGGAAAACAGGGCGCAUGGAAUGUUUGCCCAGGAUUUAAUUCCGCAAAUGUUUUCCAACAUCAAAUCAUUGUUUAAAUUGCACCAUGACUUUUUCUUACCACGACUGGAAGAACGUCUUAGAGAUUGGGAAGAUCAGGAGCAACAAGAACGACGUAUCGGUGACAUCAUGACGAGUUUUGCUCCAUUUCUCAAAAUGUAUGCAGAAUACGUUCGCAAUUUUGACCACGCAACGAAUCUCAUUAGCAGCAUGAGCUUAAAAUCGCCACGUUUUCUCGCCAUCGUUGAUGAAAUUCAGCAACUGCCCCAGUGCGGCCAUUUGAGUCUACAGCAUCAUAUGUUGACACCAAUCCAACGAGUUCCACGAUACGAAAUGUUAUUACGUGAUUAUCUAAGGAGGCUGCCUGAAAAUUCAGCUGAUCGAGCGGAAACCGAGAAAGCGCUUCAUUUGGUCUCGACAGCGGCCAAUCAUGCCAACGAAGCGAUGAAGAAGAUUGACCAGUUUAAACAGCUGCUGGAGAUCCAGGAGAGUUUAGGCGGCGCCGUCGAUCUCGUCUCGCCCACCCGCGAACUGGUGAAAGAGGGCAAAAUCGUCAAAAUUUCAGCUAGAAGUGGCGACCACCAAGAACGCUAUCUCUUUCUCUUUACCGAUUUGUUGUUGCUCUGCUCGCCACGACUCAUCCCUAAUCGGGUCAUUGGGGGUGCUGGACUACCGCCAUACCGCGUACGUGCCCGCUUCACCGUCUCCAAUGUGGAAGUGUUGGAAGGGGACAAUUUGGAGACGGCAAACACUUUCUACCUGCGUGAAGGAGCCAAAACAGUGGAACUGUAUACUGGCACUCAAGAGGAGAAGGAAGCGUGGAUCGACGCCCUUUUUGCUACCAUGACGGAGUUGACACGUCGUAAAUCUUCACUGCGGAUCUCACCAAUGCAGUCACAACAAGUCAGACCACCCUGCCUAGACACGGAUAAUAGUGAUUUACAGUUGGGCAAGGCAGCCCCGACGUUAGUUCGUAUGGAUUCCGUUACAAGAUGUUUCCAUUGUCAGGGACAGUUUUCCGUUAUGAAACGCAGACAUCAUUGCUACUCUUGCGGAAGGGUGGCCUGCAAUCGUUGUUCUAAUCAUAAACUUCCUCUACCGUAUGAUGGCACCAAAUCUUGGAGAGUUUGUGACCCCUGUCAUGAAGUCUUGAUUUCGCCUGGACGUCGAGAGUCGGCCAAUGUUUCACCUGCUACUACACCCGAGUUGGCUCCUUCACCUCCCAGUCUACGGUCAAGUCUCCUAGAGGUCGAUGUGGAGACGCCUUCCGUGCUGAGUGGGUACCUCAGUCUCAAGACUCGUGGCAAAACGUGGCAGCGGCGCUGGUUCGCCCUGCGUUCGGAUUUUGUGCUAUACUCAUAUCGAAGUCAUCAAGGCGAAAGGCGGUCAAUGACCGCGACCCCAGUUCCCGGCUUCGCAGUUACUCUUGUUAGCGGUUCCAGUAGUUUGCUGGCCGACGGUACCAGUCCUAGUCCCCUGCAAACCGUUAUUGAUCAGGCUAGCAAACUGGCAACACCUAACGGCGACGGGGGAGGGAUGAUUUCAGAACGUGACAGAUCUUUUAAAAUGGCUCAUGUCCACAAGAGCUAUCAGUUCCAGUCGUCGACUCGACAAGAAGCUGAAAAGUGGGUCCAGUUCCUACAAAUGGCUGCUAAAGCUGAUUUGCCAUCUCCAUCAUGACGCUGUUAACGAAAGCGACGAAAACUACCAAAGAUAUUGUACAUAUCCUUCGAUUUCAAAGAAAAGGUAUUAAUCAAGCAUUGUUUUUGUAAAGCCUUGUAUGUAGGAUUUGUUUAUUGUAGCUUUCUUUUGUUUAAACAUUCAACAUCUGCUGUACAUAAUUUUUUUGUCUUGGAUUGCACACAAACUUACACCCCACUUUAAGCUUCCGAGAUGUUGUAAUAAUUGAUAUUCUUAGACAAGGAAGAUAUGGGAUGCCUGUUUAAUUUUUUUUUUUAUGAAUCCCACUUUUGAAAUUAUAUAACGAACCACAAUUUCCUGCGCCGCUUGAUGUCGAACAUCGUUGUUAAACCGCAUUUUUCGCAAUAAUACAAAAAUUUUGUAAAAGAAA